UUCAAAUCCCAUUAUAUUAAAGUAAAUAUUCAAUAAUUAUUAUUUGUAUAUUACAUAUUAAAAAUAAAAAUAAAAAAGUGUGUCUUCAUCAUCAACAACCCAUUACCACCACCACCCACUUUCUUAAUUUAUGGAAUUUUUUUUAAUUGAUUCUUCCUCCCUAAAUAGAACUGAAACAAUAGCAUAAUUUGCAGUCUUUCAAAAAAAAAAAAAAAAAAAAAAAACAAGAAAAAUGGAGCGUGCCCGAAAAUUAGUGAACAGAGCAAUACUCAGACGCCUGGUUUCUGCAUCCAAGCAGCAGCCAUUGUACAGAUCCUCCAGGUACGUUUCCUCCUUACCUCCGGCUUUAGUGCCACGUGGCAGCAAUGUUGUCAGAAAAGCUCACAGCUUCACGUUCACCCGAUCCAUCUCCGUCGACGCCCUCAAACCGAGCGACACCUUCGCCCGCCGCCACAACUCCGCCACGCCGGAGGAUCAAUCCAGGAUGGCCGGUUUCGCCGGGUUCGAAACCCUCGAUUCACUCAUCGACGCCACCGUACCCAAAUCCAUCCGCGCCGACAAAAUGGAGCUGCCCAUCUUCGACAAGGGGCUGACCGAAUCGCAGAUGCUCGAACACAUGAAACACCUGGCAUCGAAGAACAAGGUUUUCAAGUCCUACAUCGGGAUGGGUUACUACGGCACCUUCGUCCCGCCUGUAAUCCUGAGAAACAUCAUGGAAAAUCCAGGGUGGUAUACCCAAUAUACCCCUUACCAAGCCGAGAUUUCACAAGGCAGGCUCGAGUCACUGCUGAAUUACCAGACGAUGAUCACCGAUCUCACCGCUCUGCCGAUGUCGAACGCCUCCCUGCUCGACGAAAGUACCGCGGCAGCCGAGGCAAUGGCCAUGUGCAAUAACAUAUUCAAGGGUAAGAAGAAGACAUUUAUUAUUGCAAGUAAUUGCCACCCACAAACAAUUGAUGUCUGCAGAACUCGAGCCGAUGGAUUCGAUCUCAAAAUCGUCGUUUGUAAUGUCGAGGACGUCGAUUAUAAAUCCGGUGAUGUUUGUGGGGUUUUAGUGCAAUAUCCAGGAACUGAGGGUGAGGUUUUGGAUUAUGGGGAAUUUAUCAAGAAUGCGCAUGCGAACGGUGUUAAGGUUGUUAUGGCUUCCGAUUUGUUGGCUCUGACUGUGUUGAAGCCUCCCGGUGAAUUGGGGGCGGAUAUUGUGGUGGGGUCUGCGCAGAGAUUCGGUGUGCCUAUGGGGUAUGGUGGGCCCCACGCCGCGUUUUUGGCGACUUCGCAAGAGUAUAAGAGGAUUAUGCCUGGUAGAAUUAUCGGCGUUAGUGUUGACUCUCAUGGAAAACCGGCUCUUCGUAUGGCUAUGCAGACUAGGGAACAGCAUAUUCGUCGGGAUAAAGCUACUAGCAAUAUUUGUACAGCUCAGGCGUUGCUUGCGAACAUGGCUGCAAUGUACGCUGUUUAUCACGGACCAGAAGGACUUAAAACUAUUGCUAAAAGGGUAAAUGGUCUAGCUGGAAUAUUUGCUGCUGGAUUGAAAAAAAUCGGGACCGUAGAAAUCCAGAAACUUCCAUUCUUCGAUACUGUGACGGUGAAAUGCGCAGAUGCAAAGGCAAUUGCUGAUGCUGCUUACAAACGUGAAAUAAAUUUGCGGAUUGUCGAUAAUAAUACCAUAACUGUUUCUUUUGAUGAAACAACCAGUUUGGAAGACGUGGAUACGCUUCUUGAAAUCUUUGCAGGUGGCAAACCGGUGACAUUUAGUGCUGAAUCUCUUGCACCUGAGGUUAAGAAUUUGAUCCCUUCGGGGCUUGUUAGGGAGAGCCCGUUUCUGACUCACUCCAUAUUCAACUCGUUUCACACGGAACACGAGCUUCUUAGAUACAUUCAUAGGCUUCAAGCAAAGGAUCUUUCAUUAUGCCACAGCAUGAUUCCGUUAGGAUCUUGUACGAUGAAAUUGAACGCAACAACCGAAAUGAUGCCGGUUACAUGGCCUGCCUUUGCAAACCUUCAUCCUUUUGCCCCCACCGAACAAGCUGCCGGUUACCAGGAAAUGUUCAAGAAUCUAGGUGAAAUGCUGUGCACGAUUACCGGCUUCGAUUCUUUCUCUCUGCAGCCAAAUGCAGGUGCUGCUGGAGAAUAUGCAGGGCUGAUGGUUAUUCGUGCGUAUCACCUGUCGAGAGGGGACCACCACCGUAACGUAUGCAUUAUCCCAGUCUCUGCACAUGGAACGAACCCUGCGAGUGCAGCCAUGUGCGGAAUGAAAAUCGUAGCCGUUGGAACUGAUUCCAAAGGGAAUAUCAAUAUCGAAGAGUUACGAAAUGCUGCAGAAGCAAAUAAGGACAACUUAUCUGCUCUUAUGGUUACGUACCCUUCAACACAUGGAGUUUACGAAGAAGGAAUCGAUGAGAUAUGCAAAAUUAUUCACGACAAUGGCGGGCAAGUGUAUAUGGAUGGAGCUAACAUGAAUGCUCAGGUUGGUCUAACUAGCCCGGGAUUUAUCGGUGCGGAUGUCUGCCAUUUAAAUCUCCAUAAAACAUUUUGUAUUCCUCACGGUGGAGGUGGGCCCGGCAUGGGGCCUAUUGGGGUGAAGAAACACUUAGCUUCAUUUCUACCCUCACAUCCUGUGGUGGCGACUGGAGGUAUACCAGCACCGGAUAAAUCUCAGCCACUCGGUACCAUUUCAGCUGCACCUUGGGGCUCGGCUUUAAUUCUGCCAAUAUCAUACACUUAUAUUGCAAUGAUGGGGUCAAACGGUUUGACCGAUGCGUCGAAGAUUGCAAUUUUGAAUGCAAAUUACAUGGCGAAACGAUUGGAGGACCAUUACCCGAUUCUUUUCCGUGGAGUUAAUGGAACAGUUGCUCAUGAGUUCAUUAUAGAUUUGAGAGGCUUCAAGAAUACAGCUGGAAUCGAGCCCGAAGAUGUGGCUAAGCGUCUCAUGGACUACGGUUUUCAUGGACCAACUAUGUCGUGGCCUGUUCCUGGUACACUCAUGAUUGAACCAACUGAAAGUGAAAGCAAGGCAGAGCUAGACAGAUUUUGUGAUACACUUAUAUUGAUCAGAGAAGAAAUUUCCUUAAUCGAGAAAGGAAAAGCCGAUAUUCACAACAAUGUUCUCAAGGGGGCGCCUCAUCCACCGUCGUUGCUCAUGGCUGAUGAAUGGACGAAACCAUAUUCAAGGGAAUAUGCUGCCUACCCUGCUGCAUGGCUCAGAACUGCCAAGUUUUGGCCAACCACCGGACGAGUCGACAAUGUGUAUGGAGAUCGCAACCUCGUCUGCACCUUACUUUCGGUAUCACAGAUGGCUGAAGAAGCAGCUGAAGCAACUGCUUAAGAUUAUUGCAAUAUUUUUUUAUUUUUUUUCAUCAUCUUUUUUUGUACAUAAACAAGUUAAUAACAGUUGUUGCUGAGAAGAUCAGUAAUAACAAUUGUUGCUGAUAAUUGCUACUUUUCAGUUUUUAUUAUGUCCUAAUUUUUACAGUAUAUUAGUUUUCUUUUUAUCA
This is a messenger RNA of Erythranthe guttata (spotted monkey flower), 3494 nucleotides long. It is a transcript of the gene GLDP1, whose product is annotated as glycine decarboxylase P-protein 1. The record is from RefSeq and is a predicted model, not a curated record. Gene Ontology annotation, molecular function: pyridoxal phosphate binding; glycine binding; glycine dehydrogenase (decarboxylating) activity. Lineage: Eukaryota; Viridiplantae; Streptophyta; Magnoliopsida; Lamiales; Phrymaceae. Gene Ontology annotation, biological process: glycine decarboxylation via glycine cleavage system. Gene Ontology annotation, cellular component: glycine cleavage complex; apoplast; mitochondrion.